Messenger RNA from Gavia stellata (red-throated loon), 2506 nucleotides. RefSeq names its product dachshund family transcription factor 2 (gene DACH2). Lineage: Eukaryota; Metazoa; Chordata; Aves; Gaviiformes; Gaviidae. The transcript has 13 exons. The coding region runs from base 1 to 1785 and encodes 594 amino acids. The record is from RefSeq and is a predicted model, not a curated record.
AUGGCUGUCUCCGCGCCGCCCGUCAUCGCCGCAACUUCCAGCGGCGGCGCGGGGGGCUCGGCAGGCUUGUUCCGGGCGGACCCGCUGUACUCCAGCCCCGCGGAGUCCCCGCGCCUCACCAACAGCCUCGUCAACAGUUUCCUCUCCGCCGGCAGCGGCGGGGCCGGCGCGGGCGGCGGCGGCGGGGGCGGCGGCAACGAGUGUAAGAUGGUCGACCUGCACGGGGUGAAGGUAGCCUCGUUCCUCGUGGAGGGGCAGGAGCUGAUCUGCCUGCCGCAGGUCUUUGAUCUCUUCCUCAAGCACCUGGUGGGAGGGCUGCACACGGUCUACACCAAGCUGAAGCGGCUGGAUAUAUCGCCCGUGGUGUGCACGGUGGAGCAGGUCCGCAUCCUGCGGGGGCUGGGGGCCAUCCAGCCCGGCGUCAACCGCUGCAAGCUCAUCACCAGGAAGGACUUCGAAACUUUGUACAACGACUGCACCAACGCGAGGAGAAGGCGUCAGAUGGGUACCCAAACUCAAGUUUUAAAUAACUCACGACCGGGAAGACCCCCCAAGCGUUCCCUAGGAGUUGCAAUACAAGAAAAUGCACGUCUUCUGCCCCAUGGAGUUCCAGGCCUCUUAUCACCAGGACUUAUCUCUCCGACAGGUCUGACAGCGGCUGCCAUGGCAGAGGCUAUGAAGUUACAGAAAAUGAAACUUAUGGCAAUGAAUAGCCUUCAUGGAAGUGGAAGUCAAAAUGGAACAGAAUCAGAAAAUGAAGAGCUCAAUUCUAAUGCAGGUGGGAGUGAAUCCUCCUGGGAUAAAGACAAGCUUCAGUCUCCCAUUACAACGGGAUCACAGCACAGCAUUGGUCAUCCCACGCUGUCAGGGCAGUCGAGCCUUGGAAGUGCGCACCCACUCAGUCCUCUCCAGCAGAAUCACCUGCUCACCAACAGGAUAGACCUGCCGUUUAUGAUGAUGCCCCACCCUCUGCUUCCCGUCAGCCUACCUCCCGCUUCGGUUGCAAUGGCAAUGAAUCAGAUGAACCACCUCAAUACAAUAGCUAACAUGGCUGCAGCAGCCCAAAUGCACAGUCCUCUUUCCAGGGCAGGGGCCUCUGUUAUAAAGGAAAGGAUUCAAGACAGCCCUUCUCCAGCUCCGUCUCUAGAAGACAGUCAGCGGCCUGGGAGCCACGCUUCCUCCCAUCAGAGCAGCAGCGUGUCCAGCUCGCCGUCCCAGUUGGACAACACACCGGACAGAAUUGAAGAGGUCCAAAUUGCCAUUCCAAUAAUGAAACCAACCUUAGAUAAAGUCCAACUGGCUGGACAGGCCUUGCCUCCUGGAUUUCCGGCGCCAUUUCUUUUUGCUGAUGGUCUUUCAUCAGUAGAAACACUAUUAACCAACAUUCAGGGCCUACUGAAAGUGGCCGUGGACAAUGCGAGAGUCCAGGAAAAGCAGAUACAGCAGGAAAAGAAAGAGUUAAAGAUGGAGCUUUGUAGAGAGAGAGAACUAAGAGAGAGCUUGGAAAGGCAACUCACAGCUGAGCUGCAAAGCAGAGCAACAAUUCAGAAACGCUUGAAGAAAGAAAAAAAGGCCAAGAGAAAAUUGCAGGAAGCUUUGGAAUUUGAAUCAAAGAGAAGAGAACAAGUGGAACAGGCGCUUAAACAGGCCACAUCAGGUGACGGUCUCAGGAUGUUAAAUGAUGCUGGAAUCCCAGAUAUGGAAAUAGAACACAACGGAACCCAACAUGACAGUGCAGCAAUGCAAGAAAACAGAACAUACAUCAAACCUACUAUUAUGUACUGAAGGAAACACCUAUUGCUGAAAAAUGUAUAAUGAUCACUAUUUGAAGACUAUAUAGUUCAUGAAAAACGUCCCUUCCAACCUUUGAUGCCUUCAGUACUGUGUGAAGACCAGGAUUUGUAGCAUGAAACUCGAAGGACAAUUUCAAGCAAUUUACUGUUGCUGCAUCGAAAACUGCCGUAUUGUCAUUAAGAAAUAUUGAGACUUUUUACAAGCUUACCAUACCAAACCAAGCCUGUUGCAACAGAUCAUUUUUAGGUCCCCGGAGAUAGAAAGGAGUUUUAGUAUUUUUAAGCACAUACAGGAAUUACUCCCCUUCCCCCCAAAAAAGAACUUUUUUUUUUCCUAAGGAGGUAGCUAUUACUGUAUAGCAAUGGCACAAUGAUUUUAAGCCACAAAGGUCCUCACUGGCUGUACAUCAUACAAGUCCAGUUUAUCACUGAAACUGUUCAACAUGGAGCUGUUUCGAUUGUGUUUAUAAAUUAAGCUUUGUUUACUGAAGCAGAUACUCGAUAUAUAUUACGUUUUAAAAAGAAAUGUGUGUACAUUUUUUAAAAGACUGAUGUAAAAACUGUCCUUUCAUUAGAUGACCAAUUCAGAAGUGUGAGCUAAACCCUAAUAGCUGACGUAACACGAGGAUUAUAAUUGAUGCUUUUUUUUAUGCUCAGUUCAGCUUGGCUUUUGGUCUUUUAAGAUGAAAAAAUGAAUAUGCAGUAGAGUGUUA